Molecule: messenger RNA, 8558 nt
Organism: Drosophila bipectinata
Lineage: Eukaryota; Metazoa; Arthropoda; Insecta; Diptera; Drosophilidae
Gene: Ufd4
Product: ubiquitin fusion-degradation 4-like
Biological process (GO): anatomical structure development; protein K63-linked ubiquitination; proteasome-mediated ubiquitin-dependent protein catabolic process
Cellular component (GO): nuclear speck
Molecular function (GO): ubiquitin protein ligase activity; protein binding; metal ion binding
Source: RefSeq, a predicted model, not a curated record
UCCGCCACCUCUAGUGAAAAGAAGAAAAAUAGUGCAAGCAUUGAAAAUUGUUACAAAACUGAAUUAAAUUGGUUACAAGUGAAGAUUACUGCACCCAUUGGCUACACCGAAAAUAUAAUGCUAAAAAGUUUUAGAUAAGGGACUGUAAUCAACUUUGAUUUGCGAUGGGCGAUGUCGACCCCGAGACGCUGUUGGAAUGGUUGUCCAUGGGACAAGGAGACGAGAGAGACAUGCAAUUGAUUGCACUGGAGCAGCUGUGCAUGCUGCUCUUGAUGUCUGAUAAUGUAGAUCGGUGCUUCGAAAGUUGUCCUCCUCGCACAUUUUUGCCAGCACUGUGCAAGAUAUUCCUGGAUGAGUUCGCCCCCGAAAAUGUGCUCGAGGUUACGGCGCGAGCAAUCACCUAUUACCUGGACGUGUCGGCCGAGUGCACCAGGCGGAUUGUUUCGAUCGACGGUGCCAUUAAGGCUAUUUGCAAUCACUUGGUGGUUACGGACCUAUCGUCGCGAACCUCCCGCGACUUGGCCGAGCAAUGUAUCAAGGUAUUGGAGCUUAUUUGCACCCGGGAGGCAGGUGCCGUCUUCGAGGGUGGCGGCCUCAACUGCGUCCUGAAAUUCAUUCGCGACUGUGGAUCGCAGGUGCACAAGGACACCCUGCACUCGUCGAUGUCGGUGGUAUCGCGCCUGUGCACCAAAGUGGAGCCAAACACCCCCUGCAUCCAGAACUGCGUCGAGAGCUUGAGCACUCUGCUACAGCACGAGGACACAAUGGUGUCUGAUGGGGCGCUCAAGUGUUUUGCCUCCGUGGCGGAUCGUUUCACGCGAAAGUGGGUGGACCCAGCCCCGCUGGCUGAGUACGGCUUGACCACUGAACUAUUGAAUCGGCUGAGAAGUGUAGGAGGGAACGCCCACACGUCGGCGAACACCAGCUUGCCCGGUGACGCAACAAACGAGAACUUGGCUGGAGCGGCAGCCGCUACCAACGCCAACAAAGUGAAGACAUCUGAAGCAGCUGCAUCCCCGCAAUCAAUAUCCACCACCAUUUCGCUGUUGUCCACAUUGUGCCGCGGCUCUCCAUCGAUCACCAACGACAUUUUGCGAUCGCAGUUGGCCGACGCCAUUGAACGAGCUUUGCAGGGCGACGAGCGGUGUGUGUUGGAUUGCAUGCGAUUUGCGGAUCUCCUGCUGUUGCUACUCUUCGAGGGUCGACAAGCCCUGAACCGCGGAAGCAGCAAUCCCAAUCAAGGACAGCUGGCGCCACGCCCCAGGCGCAACAACACCAACACCGAUAGGACGCAUCGUCAGCUUAUCGAUUGCAUUCGCUCCAAAGACUCCGAGGCUUUGCGGGAGGCCAUUGAAACUGGCGGAAUUGACGUCAACUGCAUGGACGACGUGGGCCAAACUCUUCUCAACUGGGCCUCGGCGUUUGGUACUCUGGAAAUGGUAGAGUAUCUGUGCGAGAAGGGUGCCGAUGUUAAUAAGGGCCAGCGCAGCUCGUCGCUGCAUUAUGCCGCCUGCUUUGGUCGUCCGGCCAUUGCAAAGAUCCUUCUCAAGUUCGGAGCCUACCCGGAUCUUCGGGAUGAGGAUGGCAAAACACCAUUGGACAAGGCACGCGAACGGCUCGACGAUGGGCAUAGGGAAGUGGCAGCCAUUCUGCAGUCGCCGGGGGAGUGGAUGUCCCCAGAUCACUCGCUGCUUAACAAGGAUGGCAAAAAGUACACCUUGAUGGAGCCCCGAGGGGAUCCUGAAAUGGCGCCCAUUUAUUUAAAACUGCUCUUGCCCAUAUUCUGUCGUACGUUCCUGGGCUCCAUGCUGGGGAGCGUGCGGCGAGCCAGUCUGGCUUUAAUCAAAAAGAUCGUACAGUACGCGUAUCCCACGGUGCUCCAGAGUCUGAGUGAAUCCGGUUACAGCGAAGAUGCUGCCUCAACAUCGGCCCACAACGGCGGCAACUUGCUUAUCGAGGUAGUCGCCAGUGUCCUGGACAAUGAGGACGAUGACGAUGGUCAUUUAAUUGUUUUAAACAUAAUCGAGGAAAUCAUGUGUAAGACACAAGAGGAAUUCCUGGACCAUUUUGCCAGGCUGGGAGUGUUUGCAAAGGUCCAAGCUCUGAUGGACACUGAUGCUGAAGAGGUGUAUGCCCAAGGUAGCCAGGAUGAGUCAUCUCCUACAAUAAGAUCUUCGACCAGUGCUGUGGUCGCUCCCAGAUCUACUUCAGAUGAUGCCAUGGAGGACGCAAAGGAAAUACUGCAAGGAAAGCCCUACCAUUGGCGUGAGUGGAGCAUUUGCCGGGGACGCGAUUGCCUUUAUGUCUGGUCAGAUUCAGUGGCACUCGAGCUCUCCAACGGAUCUAACGGAUGGUUCCGUUUCAUCAUCGAUGGAAAACUAGCCACGAUGUAUUCGAGUGGAAGCCCAGAAAAUGGCAAUGACAGUUCCGAAAAUCGAGGAGAGUUUUUGGAAAAACUAAUGCGGGCUCGAUCCUGCGUAAUAACCGGAAUUGUGUCGCAGCCCAUUUUGCCCACUGCUAGUGCUCUACGAUUAGUUGUUGGAAACUGGGUCCUCCAGUCCCACAAAACCAAUCAGCUGCAAAUUCACAACACAGAGGGCCAUCAGGUGACAGUCCUGCAGGAUGAUCUUCCUGGCUUCAUUUUUGAGAGCAACAGGGGUACGAAGCACACCUUUACGGCCGAAACCGUUCUUGGGCCAGAUUUCGCCUCUGGAUGGUCUACGGCGAAGAAGAAGCGCAACAAGUCCAAAACGGAGGGCCAGAAGUUCCAGGUGCGCAACCUGUCGCGUGAAAUAUACAACAAGUACUUCAAAUCGGCUCAGACCAUUCCACGGGGAGCCGUCACCGUGCUAACGGAUAUCGUGAAGCAAAUCGAGAUGUCCUUUGAGGAACAGAACCUGGCUCCUAAUGGUGGCUGGGACACCACCCUGGCCAGCGCACUGACCAAGCUUUCGCAACUUAUUCACGAAGACGGCGUCGUCAGCGCCUACGAGAUGCACUCAUCGGGCCUGGUACAAGCCCUGGUGGCAGUUUUGUCGGUCAAUCCCUGGGAAAGUAAUUCCCCACGCGGCAAGCGAAACAAAAUGCAGAAGCAACGAGUUGCCGUUUUCAGAAAGUGCAUACUGGAGGAUAAUGGCGAAUCGGCAACGAAUAAGCCCAGGACAAAGAGUACUGCUAGUAUUCUUAUACAGAAACUUGUUUCGGUUCUGGAGAGCACCGAGAAGCUGCCGAUCUAUUUGUACGACACGCCGUGCACUGGCUACAGCCUGCAGAUCCUACAAAAGCGACUGCGUUUCCGUUUGGAGCGUGCCGAGUGCGAGAGCACCUUGUUCGACCGCUCGGGUAGGACCCUGAAGAUGGAACCACUGGCAACAGUGGCCCAGCUUUCCAAGUACCUUCUGAAAAUGGUGGCCAAGCAGUGGUACGACUUGGAUCGCUCCACCUACUUUUACUUGAAAAAAAUACGAGACCACAAGCCGGGCACUGUGUUUUCGCAUUCGUUCGAUUUCGACGAAGAAGGAUUGAUUUUCUACAUUGGCUCCAAUGCGAAAACCUGCGAUUGGGUCAAUCCAGCCCAGUACGGACUUGUGCAAGUAACGAGCUCCGAGGGCAAGACAUUGCCGUACGGCAAGCUCGAGGACAUUUUGUCGCGCGACAGUGUCUCACUGAAUUGCCACACGAAGGAUAACAAGAAGGCUUGGUUCGCCAUCGACUUGGGGGUAUACAUUAUUCCCACUGCCUAUACACUGCGUCAUGCCCGUGGCUAUGCAAGGUCGGCUCUAAGGAAUUGGUUACUUCAAGGCUCCAAGGACGGUAUUGUCUGGACCACUCUCAGCACCCAUGUGGACGACAAGAGCCUUGUUGAGCCCGGCAGCACCGCCACUUGGCCCAUCAGUUGUCCGCAGGACGACUCGCUCCGAUAUCGUCACAUUAGGAUCCAGCAGAACGGCCGCAACGCUUCCGGGCAGACCCACUACUUGAGUCUGAGUGGAUUCGAGAUCUAUGGACGCAUUGUUGGAGUGGCUGAUGACAUUGGCAAGAGCGUGAAGGAAGCGGAAGCGAAGAUACGACGCGAGAGACGGCAGAUUCGAGCUCAGCUGAAGCACAUGACCACCGGGGCCAAGGUGAUACGGGGCGUGGACUGGCGCUGGGAGGAUCAGGACGGAUGCGGCGAAGGAACCAUCACAGGGGAAAUUCACAACGGCUGGAUCGAUGUGAAGUGGGACCAUGGCGUGAGGAACUCCUAUCGAAUGGGAGCGGAUGGCAAAUACGACUUGAAGCUGGCAGACUGCGAGUAUCUGUCCAUAUUCGAGGGAAAUCCCACAUCGAUUGGGCCGACUAGUACCACGGCCAAGGUGGGAGACAAAUCCAAUACCCUAACGUCGCGCAAAUCGAGCUCGACGCCAUCGCUGCCCGAAGCGACUGAAAAGACCCAGAACUCUGAGGGGGCCUCCAACCAGACCGUUUCGGCGGACAACCUCGCUUGGAAGCAGGCCGUUGAGACGAUUGCCGAGAACGUGUUCGCCUCGGCCAAGACCCAGAUAAUCUCAAACCAACUGGCUAUGAACUCAUCGUCCUCGAGGGAGAUUCGGAACAAGCACAAGGAGUCUGGGAGCAGCCAAAUGCAUAAGGACAACAUAAGUGGCCCCUCGCCAUUGAGUCGCGACUUGGAGCACAUAUCAGACUUGUCUGCCAUCAACAACUCGAUGCCAGCCAUCAACUCUAGUAUUGUCUCCGACCUGGCCACCAUUUCCGAGAACCUCUCGUUGGCGGAACUGUCCAAAGAGAAUAUUUGCGGAGGCAUUUCGUCGUCCAGCAAGGAGACCACCGUGGCUGCUGGACAGAGCUUGGCCAUGGCCGAUGCCCAGGGUGCUUCGCCGCGGGAGAGCGAUAUCAAGAACAUAUCGAAUAUUGAGGAGAACAACAAGAUGAACGCAAACAACUCGGUGAACAAGACGUCGAAGGAGUUGCUGGCCAAUCUACGGUCAUCGAGUGCUGCUGCCUGCCAGCAAGUCACCCAACUCUCGACCGAGGCCCUGGAAAUGAUCGAUAAAAUGCGCGACGGUGUGGAUAUGAUCCGAAACAAUUCCAACAAUAUCUUAGCCACAGACACCUUCCCCUUGCCGAGCACAAACCCAGCCACAAGCCUUAAAAAGCAUCCUAAGGCCCCAGGAGCAGCGAAUCCCGAAAACGCAAAUGAGAAACAGAUCAUAGCCCCCGGUGAGGACUACCCGGGAAAGAAUACUAAGAAGUCCAGUGUUACAUUGAAGCCAGCACAGCAGCCGAAUGCGGUUCUGUCCAUUGUGGACAUCAAAGACCAACAGAUUUCGGGCGAGAGUGUCUCUGUUCCGAGCCAGAUGAGCAUAAGCGUUCCCAAUUUGACCACGACUUCGGCAUCGGAGGUGCCGUCCACCUCGGAGGUGGCCACUCACACCGGAUUGCUGGAGACAUUUGCGGCGAUUGCUCGCCGUCGCACCUCCCAAGGCACCAACAUACAGGAGAACCAGAUCAUGAACGCUGAUGUGAAUGUGAAUGAGCAUGGCGACCAGAACCCGUCGGGCUCGUUCCUCGGACACUCUGUGACCAGUUUGGUCAAGCUGGCGCUGUCGAGCAACUUCCAUUCUGGGUUGCUUAGCACCGCCCAAAGCUACCCUAGUUUAUCCUCCAAUAACAGCGAAAACAUCACUCCCUCGAAUCCAACAAACACCUCAGCCGGCCAACAGUCCGCAUCGACCAUUAACCAUACCUUGACUAUGAGCUUAACCUCGACAUCAAGCGACAGCGAGCAGGUCUCUUUGGAGGACUUUUUGGAGAGCUGCAGGGCACCGGCGAUGCUGGGAGAUCUGGACGAUGAGGACGACAUCGACGAGGACAACGACGAGGAGGAGAACGAGGAUGAGUAUGAGGAGGUGGGAAAUACUCUGCUGCAAGUGAUGGUUUCCCGGAACCUCCUCACCUUCAUGGACGACGAGGCCCUGGAGAACAGGCUGGUUGGAGUGACCAAGCGGAAGUCGUGGGACGACGAGUUUGUCCUCAAGAGACAGUUUUCGGCACUGAUACCUGCAUUCGACCCGCGACCCGGCCGCACAAAUGUCAACCAAACGUCUGAUCUGGAAAUUCCAGCUAUAGGAGUGGAGCUGCCGAAACCUCAGCAGAGCGGACAUGAGACUAUCGAGCAGCCGUUGCUGGGCCUGAAAUUGCGCGGACCCGGAAUCGGAGGUACGCCCGAAGUCGAAAUCGAUUUGAACAACACGGACUGGACCAUAUUCAGAGCCGUCCAGGAACUGCUCCAGUGCAGCCAGUUGAACAAAGUGGACAAGUUCCGGAAAAUAUGGGAGCCCACAUACACAAUUGUGUACCGGGAAGUAUCGCCUGAGGCCCAGGAGCCCGAGGACUUCCCUCAAACUCCGGAUGUGUCUUCGAAGAGCGGUGCCUCGACCUUGUCCCCCAACUCCCCGAUGCACAUUGGAUUCAACCUGGCGGACAACAACCUGUGCUCCGUCGACGAUGUGCUCGAGCUGCUUACUCAGAUCAAUGCCCUCAAUCAAAGCGAAAUCGACUUAGACGGCAAGGACCAUCCUGGUCCACUUUUAUCCGAAGAUCUCUUCAUCAGCAAGAAGAUAACCAACAAGCUGCAGCAGCAGAUUCAAGAUCCAUUGGUUCUCUCCAGCAACGCCCUGCCCAACUGGUGCGAAAACCUGAACCAGUCCUGCCCGUUCCUCUUUCCCUUCGAGACUCGUCAGCUGUACUUCAACUGCACCUCGUUUGGAGCGUCGCGCAGCAUUGUCUGCUUGCAGUCGCAGCGGGACGUGACGCUGGAGAGGCAACGGGUGCCCAUCAUGAGCCCACGCCGGGAUGACCACGACUUCCGCAUCGGGCGGCUAAAGCACGAGCGUGUUAAGGUACCACGAAAUGAUGAUUUGCUGAAAUGGGCCAUGCAGGUUAUGAAGACGCACUGCAACAGGAAGUCUGUACUCGAGGUGGAGUUCUUGGACGAAGAAGGCACUGGCUUGGGGCCUACCCUGGAGUUCUAUGCCCUCGUAGCUGCCGAGAUCCAACGAUCCGACCUGUGUAUGUGGCUGUGCGACGAUCAACUGGGCGAGGACGCGGAAAGCCCCGAGGAGCCGGUUGAAGGAAGUUCAAAGCCCGUCGGGUACUACGUGAACCGCAGGGAACACGGACUCUUCCCCGCUCCCCUGCCACAGAAUACCGAAGUUUGCGAAAAGGUACUGAAGUACUUCUGGUUCUUUGGCGUUUUUGUUGCGAAAGUCCUGCAAGAUAUGCGCCUAGUGGACAUACCCUUGUCGACAUCGUUUCUCCAGUUGCUCUGCCACAACAAAGUUUUCUCACGUAAUCUCCAAAAAGUUAUUUCGGAUAGACGAAAUGGCGAUCUCUCUGUGGUGUCGGAAGAAUCAGACCUGCUGGACACCUGCACUAAGCUACUGAGAACUGAUUGUAAUAAGUCGAAUAUAUUCGGAGGGAUUCUGUCGUUGGAAAACCUGAAGGAGAUCGACCCAACUCGUUACCAAUUCCUGCACGAGCUGCAGAAUCUAUUGAUGCGCAAACAGUCUAUCGACUUCGACGACAGCUUGAGCGCCGAAAAGAAACAGGAACUAAUCAACGAGCUUAAGCUCCGAACUCAGAAUGGAUUGGAGGUAUCGCUGGAGGACCUGGCCCUUACGUUCACGUAUCUGCCGAGCUCCUCUGUUUAUGGCUACACCCAGGCCGAGCUGAUGCCGAACGGAUCAGCCGUCAACGUUGAUAUAAACAACCUAGAAGCAUAUUGUGAAUUGCUUAUGAAUUUCAUUUUGCAAGACGGAAUUGCUCAACAGAUGAAAGCAUUCAGUGAUGGGUUCAACGAAGUAUUCCCCCUCAAGAAACUGGCAGCAUUUACGCCCGCAGAAGCCCGCAUGAUGAUUUGUGGCGAGCAGUUCCCGCAUUGGAGCCGAGAAGACAUUAUAUCCUAUACAGAACCAAAACUUGGCUAUAACAAAGACAGCCCCGGUUUUCUACGCUUUGUUAACGUUUUAUUAAGCAUGACGGGAGACGAGAGAAAGGCUUUCCUGCAAUUCACAACUGGCUGCAGUAGCUUACCGCCGGGAGGACUCGCCAACUUACAUCCCAGACUGACAGUCGUUCGGAAAGUGGAUGCUGGCGUCGGAAGCUAUCCAUCGGUGAACACCUGUGUCCACUAUUUAAAGCUUCCAGACUAUCCAACUGAAGAAAUAAUGAAGGAACGCCUGUUAACAGCAACUAAAGAAAAGGGGUUUCACUUAAAUUAAAAAAUUUAUUGUACUCAAUAUUCAAGUUAAUAAAAUUUGAGCCUUUUGUUAUUUAAAACACCUACUCUUUUAGCACGUCUUAAGCGAAUCUGUAAAUACGAAAACUGUUUAAACUCUAUAUUUUUUAUAUUAGUUAAGAUUUUUAAAAUAGGUAACCAAUAUUGUCGGUUCCAUUGUUUCAAUAAUAAGUAUACAACAAAAUAUAUGGGUUACUAUAUAAACAAAGCCCAUACUUUUCUCACAAGCAUACAAUAAAUUAGCUAUUCUUUUGGCAAA